Molecule: messenger RNA, 1307 nt
Organism: Glycine soja
Lineage: Eukaryota; Viridiplantae; Streptophyta; Magnoliopsida; Fabales; Fabaceae
Product: zinc finger A20 and AN1 domain-containing stress-associated protein 8-like
Exons: 3
Coding region: 335-853 (172 amino acids)
Molecular function (GO): DNA binding; zinc ion binding
Source: RefSeq, a predicted model, not a curated record
UCACCGUGGCAACACCGUCAAUAGUUAUUUGAGUAGGGGGAAAUUUGGAAAUGCGAGAGGAGCGCGCCAUUAAUAAUUUCACACGUUGCCUCCAAUCAUGAAAUAGCGUUCAUUUUGUAGUGAAGGAGAAAACAAAAGCGUUUCUAAAAUCUAAAUGCACAAAAAAUAGAGAAAGAUAGAGAGAAUAACAGCACCUCUUUCUCUCUGUCUCUCUCCCCUCGUUGAUCCCAAAUCUACUAGGGAUUCUCAUUCGAUGCGAUUCGGCCGGAAGCUUUCGUUUUGCGGAUUUUUUUAAUUAUUAUUUUUCCUGGCUAUCAGGAAAGUUGAAAAAAAGAUGGACCAUGACAAGACUGGAUGCCAAGCUCCCCCAGAAGGUCCUAUAUUGUGCAUCAACAACUGCGGAUUUUUUGGAAGUGCAGCUACCUUGAGCAUGUGUUCUAAGUGCCACAAAGACAUGAUGCUGAAGCAGGAGCAGGCAAAGCUUGUAGCAUCAUCCAUUGGGAAUAUUAUGAAUGGGUCAUCAAGCAGCAGUGGAAAUGAACCUGUCGUUGCUACCAGUGUGGAUGUUUCAGUCAAUUCAGUAGAGUCUAAAAUUAUCUCUGCUCAACCUUUAGUUGCUUCAGGUUCAGACGAGAGUGAUGAGGCGAAGCCCAAGGAUGGUCCAAAACGAUGCAGCAACUGCAAUAAGCGGGUUGGUUUGACAGGAUUUAAUUGUCGAUGCGGUAACCUUUUCUGUUCUGAACAUCGCUACUCAGACAAGCAUAAUUGCCCAUUUGAUUAUCGCACUGCUGCAAGGGAUGCCAUAGCUAAAGCAAAUCCAACUGUCAAGGCUGAGAAACUUGUUAAGAUCUAGAUUUGUUGUCUUUAAGUUUCAUGUUCUAGGUGCUGUUAUGCUCAUUGUUGUCCUCAUGAGAUGAUCCGAGUUUCCUGCAUUUUAAUGGUAUUAUUAUAUUUUAUAUGUGAUGGAGGACUUGGAGUUAUAGGACAUCGCUGCAGUUCGAAGUACUAUUUCAUGUGAUUUGCAAAAAUAUACUUCCCAUUCUUUAAUUUCAAGUAUUUAAAUCUCUGCUGGUUUGGUGGAAGUUGGUGUUGUUGGCAUUGUUAGGCAUCUCUGUAUUAGUACCUGUCAUAAUGGUAUGUGCAAUUUACAGAUGAUUUCAGGGUCAAUCAUGUCCUUGGAUAAUUGGACAUGUGGUUAGAUUGUAAAUUGUAGAUGUGGACUUUAGUGAUGCUCGUUUAGAUUCAUUUACGUACAUGAUCAAAAGUUCUUCUAUAAAGCUAUUAAUUAGAGUUGGAUUAGUGCCGAA